GGAGCCGAGAGGACGGCACGCAUUUUCGCGAUGGCUUCUGCCCUCAACAGCAAAAUUCACGCGCCCGGGACUUGCCCGGGCUCCAAAACCGAUGCCCGCGGCGGCGCCGACUGGAGAAUGGACUGCGAUCCCGAGAUGCACGUGAAAAUGUGCAAGAAGAUCGCCCAGCUCACCAAGGUGAUCUACGCACUGAACACCCGCCAGGAUGAGGCAGAGGCCAGCAUGGAGGCGCUGCGGGAGGCCCACCAGGAGGAGCUCCAGAACGCAGUGGCCGAGGCCCAGGCCCGGCUCCUGCAGGAACAGGGCAGAGCGGAUGAGGAGGCCCUGCGGGAGCGCAUCCAGGCCCUGGAGAGUGCCCUGGAGCUGCAGAAGAGGCUCACCCAGGAGGCGCUUGCCCAGUCGGCCUCCUGCAGGCUGGAAACCAAAGAGAGGGAGCUGAGGGUGGAGGCUGAGCACGCCGAGCGGGUUUUGACCCUCUCCAAGGAGAUGCUGGAGCUCAAGGCGGACUAUGAGAAGAGGCUCCGCCACCUGACCAGCCACGAGGCGCCUCAGUGGGGCCGGCUCGCCCAGGAGAACCCUGACGGGAAGGGAGAGCCGGGGGGCGGCCCGGAGAUGCGGGAGGUCCUGCUGGAGGUGCAGCGGCUGCGGGCGGAGAACCAGCAGCUGAGCAAGGACUACGCCAGGAAGGCGGAGGAGCUGCAGGCCAACUACGAGCGCGAGAACGAGGCCAUCCGGCAGGCCAUGCAGCAGUCGGUGAGCGAGGCCCUGUGGCAGUGGCAGGAGAAGGAGACCGACCUCCGCAAGAACUUCCAGGUCCAGGAGUCGGCCCUGCAGGCCCAGGUCCGGAAGCUGGAAGGCGACCUGGAGCACAGAGGCCGCAAGAUAAGUGACCUCAAGAAGCACGCGCAGAAGCUCAAGGAGAGAAUUCAGGACCUGGACGUGCAACUCAAGGAGGCGCGGCAGGAGAACUCAGAGUUGAAAAGCACUGCCAAAAAGCUCGGGGAGAAGCUGGCUGUGGCCAAGGACAGACUGGUGCUGCAGGAGUGUCACGUGGCGCAGAAACCCGAUAACAUGAAGAUGGAGCUCAUUUCCGAGAAUAAAGUCCUGGGAGAAGGAAAUGACCUGGAAGCCGGCAGUCUCCAUCCUCAGCAGGAUCAGAACUUUCCCAAGGAGUGUCCAUGCAUGAAAGGAGGCACAGAAACACAGGUAGGCCAAAAAGAGGCAAGUGUUGGGGAGUCUAUGAAGCAACAAUAUGAAGAAGAUCUUCGUAAAAUCAAAAUCCAGACAGAAGAGGAGAAGAAACAUCUCAAAGAGCAGCUGCUGAAGCGUCUGGAAGACUUGGUCAAGAAGCACACGGUGGAAAUGAAAUCGGUUCGCUCCUCGGUAGAGGCUGAGAGGAAAAAGCUACAGAAGGAAGUGGAAGCGCAGCUGGAGGAGGUGAAGAAGAAAUCAGAAAAUGAAAUAAAACAGCUGGAAGAAGAGAAAACAGCCCUAAAUGCGAAGCUCCAGAAUUCUCUGCUUGAGGUUUUAAGGCUGGAAGAAUUUAUUCAACAAAAUAAGGUCCAUUUCCCCAGAGGCCAGGAACAGCCCCAAGAACCAGAUCGCGGACUCUGCGGCAUGUUGGAGACCCAGGAUCCGUGCUUGAAGCCGAGGAAACCUGAGCCCUUACCCAGAGAAGAGCCUCAAGAGAAGGGGGCCGCUGAAGGAGCCAGCAGUGACGAGGAGGGCAGGAGCCAGGCGCCCCUCUGGGAGGGUGGUGAAGUGCCACCUGCACAGGGCUCUGCGCUGAAGGAGAAGGCUCCGGACAGCCAGUGUCUGCAGGAGGAGUGGCAGAGCCAGAGGGCCCGUCUGCAAGCGCAGAUGCAGCAGGCCCUGGAGCAGUGCGCCAGCAGCUACCGGGAGGACCUGCAGCAGCUCAGGGAUCUCUCGAAGCAGGAGAGGGAGAAGCUGCAGCGUGAGCUCCAGGAGACGGUGCGGCAGAACCAGGCGGCUGAGGCACAGGUGGGGGCCGCCCACCAGCGAGCCCUGCGCCUGCUGGAGAAGGCCCAGCAGCAGGAACUCUGGGCCACAGAGGAGCGCCUGAAGAAGAAAUCCAGCCACAGCCUCCAGCUCCAGCGCCAGGCACAUCAGCUGCAGCUCCAGGCCUUGGAGGAAAAGGCCCAGCAGGAGCUCCAGGGGCAGCUGGAGAGGAUGCAAGGCCAGCAGGCUCUGCUGCUAGAGGCCCUUCGGAAGGAGCUGUCGGAGCAGCGGGCGGCCUGUGCUGAGCACCAGAAAGACUUGGAGGUGCUGCAGGCAGAGCUGAGGGCUCUGGGCAGCUUGGGCAGGCAGCAGGCCAGCGCCCCGUGUCCAGGGGACAGCGAGGACCCCACCGUCGCCACAGAGGAUGCGGGGGGCACUGGCCAGACGGGCUCCCCAGUCAGCGCCACUGACCAAGGUCCGAGCGAGGGAGGAGGCCUCCGGGAGGAGAACGCGCAGCUCAAGGACGCGGUGCAGCGGCUGCAGGCUGAGCUGGAGGCACUGCAGCGGGAGGCGCUGCCCUCCGGGGACCCCCACAGGCCGCCGGGGGAGGACCAGCGGGCCCGGGAAGUGGAGCUGCUGCGGCAGGAACACCGGAAGGAGAUGCAGGCCAUGGUGGCGGAGUUCAGCGCCGCCCAGGCCCGCCUGCAGGCCCGGCUGGCCGCCCUGGAGACCGAGCUGAAAGAUUCCGGGGAGAAGCCAGGGAAGGGGGCGUCCCGGCCCGAGGACUUGCAGCUCAUAGGCCGCCUGCAGAGCCUCUUGAAAGAGAGGGAGGAGAUCAUCAAGCAGCUCUCGGAGGAGCGGAGGCUUCACUGCGCGGCCUUCCCCGGCGCCGUCUCCCACCGGAAUCGCUCCUUCUCUUUCAAUCCUCACCCCGGGUACCUGACCCCGUCCAUGAAGAAAAAGAAGAUGGAGGAGGUGCCCAGCCGGGUGGUGAGCGUGCCCAACCUGGCUUCCUACGCCAAGAACUUCCUGAGCGGCGACCUGAGCGCGAGGAUCAAUGCCCCCCCCAUAACCAAGUCCCCCAGCCUGGACCCAGGCCCCAGCUGUGGCCGGCCGUACAAACCCAGCCAGUCUCUAGAUGUGAGAGCCGCCACCAGGCCACAAGAUGGUGAAACAGCCCAACCCAAAGAAGCCCAGCAGAAGCAGGGCUCAGCGCCCCAGGAAUGGUUCACCAAGUACUUUUCCUUCUGAACUCGUCCUCGGGAUACAUGUCACAAGGACAUUUGAAGGACAUUUCUCUGAAAGCAUCUGAUUGAGAGGAUGGACAUCAACACUAAUCAACCAAAUAACUUGCUUGUAAUGUGAUUCGUAUGUGGCGGCCACGCGAAGUUCCGGUGCUAACAUUUCAUACUCUUUCAUAGUGACACCAGUUCCUUACAGAAAAUUCUCAACAUUAAGAUAAACCAGUGUAACCACGGGCCAAGGGUCACGCCACUGGGGGUUGACUGUUGUAUUUGUAGUGUCUGAAAGGUGGUGUCCUCUUUGUGGGAUAGCAGAUGACUUCCUGGUCUCCCUUUAAAAAGUGGUUUCAUGUUUCCUUAGGAUGAUCAUCUCCGCUUGAAAAGAUGUUUCUGUGUAAGUGAUGUAAUUGCAAAUGUACAUCUCCCCUCAAUAGAAAAUGAGACAAAGCUCCACGUAACCAGGAAAGACGUGGUUCUCCCUGGUAAAACAGUUCCGUUUCAAUGCCUGUAGUGCAACGUGCUCAGCUGUGAAGGCUUCCAGACCAGCUGUUGUUUGGAGUCAAAGAUCUACUGAGCUUCCUGCUCUGGGUGUGGACUGUCCUCCACGUGUGGCGUGGCCGGGCAGUCAGCCUCCAACACGUGGCUGAGCUGGCGGUGCCGGCUGCUGUCGGCUCACACCUGCCGGGCGGGGUGGGGGUCCCCGUGCAAUUAAGACUCGCCUCAAUACAACUUUAUUGGGCAAAAUGUAUUCUCCAUCCUUUGGUGCUGGCCCGGCAUGGGGCCCUAAACAGUUUAUUCUGUGCACUGUCAAAUCUUUGCUCUUUGAAUAAAACCUCAAAUAACUGGGCAAUAAAGAUGAUGGUGGCUUGUAUUAUUUCUCCAUA
This is a messenger RNA of Condylura cristata (star-nosed mole), 4084 nucleotides long. It is a transcript of the gene FAM184B, whose product is annotated as family with sequence similarity 184, member B. The transcript has 18 exons. Bases 31 to 3210 code for a protein of 1059 amino acids. NCBI's taxonomy places the organism in Eukaryota, Metazoa, Chordata, Mammalia, Eulipotyphla, Talpidae. The record is from RefSeq and is a predicted model, not a curated record.